AGCUAACCUAAAAUGGUAUAUUUUUCCCGCCAAUUCUAAAACGAUCACGAUGUUGACGCGAUCGCGUGUUCCUCCAGAAGAAAAAGAACGAAUUCAAAGAGAAAAGGAAGAAGCUUUAAAGAAAAAAAAUGAGCUUCAUACACGCCCAUUUGUUGAAUAUAACGGAAAAGUUAUUUAUCAAACUACGUUUAUAGACGUUGCGAUGAGCUGUGAUGCGAUUCUUGAUAAAGUUAAAGCAACGAAAAAUAUAUUUCCAUUAGGAUUUGAUUUGGAAUGGCCUUUUUCGUUUCAAACUGGUUCAGGAAAAGUUGCAGUUAUUCAAAUUAGUCCAUCUCUUGAAGAAUGCUAUGUUUUUCAUGUUAGCCAAAUUCUAAAAUUGCCUAAAUCUUUAUUGGAAUUAUUGGUUGUUGAUAACGUUCGAUUAGUUGGUGUUAAUAUUAAAAACGAUAUUCGAAAAUUAUCACGCGAUUUUGGUGGAUUUGAUGACGACGAAGCUGUAAAGCGGUGUAUUGAUGCUGGGCGACAAGCUAACGAAUUAUUAGGAUCGACUAGAAGAUGGAGCAUGGAAAAAUUAGUCGGCGAAUUCCUUAAUUUAAGGAUAAAUAAAGACAAAAAGGUGCGAAAUAGUCAAUGGCAUGUUAUUCCUUUAUCUAAAGAACAACAAAUUUAUGCAGCAACUGAUGCUUAUGCUUCUUUGCGGCUUUAUCACAAACUUGAAAUGCUCCAAGAAAUAGCUAACAAAGAAAAUAAUCAAGAAAAUUAAUUUUUAUUAAAUAAAGAAUACAAUUAUUAUUAUUUUAA
Molecule: messenger RNA, 801 nt
Organism: Onthophagus taurus
Lineage: Eukaryota; Metazoa; Arthropoda; Insecta; Coleoptera; Scarabaeidae
Gene: WRNexo
Product: WRN RecQ like helicase
Biological process (GO): nucleobase-containing compound metabolic process
Molecular function (GO): 3'-5' exonuclease activity; nucleic acid binding
Source: RefSeq, a predicted model, not a curated record